AUGUUGUUAGGGAUUAGGUGGAGUUGGCUGCUUGUGGUUCUAAUCUAUGGGUCAGGCUUUAGCAGUGCCUUGGUUAGACAUCGGCGCCAGCCAGACACUCGGUGGAGGAAUUAUCAGCCUGGAUGGGGAUCUUCUAGAACUGUAUCUGCAGUAGGUUCUCCUAGGGGAAAUUCUUUGCCUGCAGUUUCUGGAAUUGGGUCUCUGAGAGGUUCUGGUCCUGUGUCUGGAUGGGGUCGCAUGUAUCCUGGAGUAGGUUAUCAGUCCAGACAGCUUACACAGCCCCCACCGAUUAUGCUGAACCCAUCGUCCCCUGUCAGAGUGCAGUGUGCUGAGGACAGUAUGGUGGUGACUGUAGAGAGAGACUUCUAUGGUAAUGGUAGGCUGGUGAAUCCUUCAGACCUGGUCCUGGGGACCUGCACAGCUGGAUCUCAGACUUCAGUUACUACUGUAGUCUUUCAAAUUGCUCUUCAAGAAUGUGGAAGCAAACUAGAGAUGACUUCAGAUGAGCUUAUCUACACUUUCAACUUGGCUUAUACCCCCACCACCUCCAGCAAUGUGCCCAUCAUCAGGUCCAGUCCUGCAGUAGUUCCCAUCUAUUGUUACUACCCACGAUUUGGUAAUGUAAGCAGCAAAGCCAUUGAGCCGACAUGGGCUCCCUUCAAAACCACAAUGAGCUCUGAAGAGAGGUUGUCUUUCUCCUUGCGUCUCAUGACUGAGGACUGGAGUGCUCCUCGUCAAUCACUGGUCUUUCAGCUUGGUGAGAUCUUCUACAUGGAGGCCUCUGUGAACACUGAGAACCACGUCCCGAUGAUGGUGUUUGUUGAUAGCUGUGUUGCCACCCUUACUCCAGAUGUGAACUCCAAUCCUAGCUAUGAAAUCAUUGCUUAUAAUGGGUGUCUAAUGGAUGGGAUGCUACAAGAUGCCUCUUCAGCCUUUGUUUCUCCAAGACCUGAACCAGACAAGCUUCAAUUCACGGUUGAUGCCUUCAAGUUCAUCAACAGUGACCUUUCCUUGAUCUACAUCACCUGCUUUUUGAGAGCUGCUGACAUCAACCAGAAACCUGAUUCAAUGAACAAGGCCUGCUCCUACAACAAGGCUACCAGCAGUUGGUCCCCUGUGGAAGGUCCCAGUGAGAUCUGUCAGUGCUGCAACACUGGGAACUGUGCUACAGUUAGCAGUCGGAGAACAGCAUGGGGCUCACAACCUGCAGGGUCAAGAGGAAUUGGGAAGAGAGAUGUUGGUUCUCAUCUAGAGAAGCACACUCUGGCCACAUUGGGUCCUCUUCUAGUGACUGGAUCAAAGCCUAACCAGGUCUCCGGGGCAGGAAUUGCACAAGCUUCCACAAUGGGUGCAGGAGAAGAACCUCUACAGUUUUGGGUGCUGGUGGCCAUUGGCGCAGUCACUUCAGUAGUUGUUGCUUUUGCUCUUACUAUGGCUGGAAAAUGUCUUCUAAAAAAAUGUUCUCUCAAAUAA
Molecule: messenger RNA, 1473 nt
Organism: Bufo gargarizans (Asiatic toad)
Lineage: Eukaryota; Metazoa; Chordata; Amphibia; Anura; Bufonidae
Product: zona pellucida sperm-binding protein 3-like
Exons: 8
Coding region: 1-1473 (490 amino acids)
Biological process (GO): egg coat formation; positive regulation of acrosome reaction; binding of sperm to zona pellucida
Cellular component (GO): extracellular matrix
Molecular function (GO): acrosin binding
Source: RefSeq, a predicted model, not a curated record